AUGGAACCUAAAAUGGAACUUUCUAGAGAAAUCACCAAUGAAAAACCACUGGAUCAACCACAACCAGAACUACCUGAACAACAACAAGGAAAACAAUCUGAAUCAAUAAAAUCUACAACUUGCCAUAUUUCAAAAUAUUUAAAUUUACAAAUAAUUUUAAAAAAUAAAUCAAGUGUAGCAAGAGAUCAUAUGGCAAAUGAAAGAACAUUAUUAGCUUGGAUACGUACAUCAUUAACAUUUUUAACAUUUGGAAUUGGUUUUUUACAAUUUUAUAGAAUUGAAAUUAAAACUCCAAAUUAUCAAAUUAAUAAUGAACUUUUGAUUAUUGAAAAAUUAACUAAACCAAUUGGUUUAAUUUGUAUUAUAUUAAGUAUAUUAACUUUAUCAUUUGGUACUUUUAGAUAUUUUCAAGUACAAAAUUCAUUGAUGAUUGAUAAUUAUCCUGCUACUAGAUUAACUAUUAUCAUUUUAAUCAUGUUUAAUUUAAGUAUGUUGAUAUUAUUAAUGAUAUUAAAUAUAAAAAUUAGUAUUCAAUGA
Molecule: messenger RNA, 537 nt
Organism: Candida tropicalis MYA-3404
Lineage: Eukaryota; Fungi; Ascomycota; Pichiomycetes; Serinales; Debaryomycetaceae
Product: YidH family protein
Exons: 1
Coding region: 1-537 (178 amino acids)
Source: RefSeq, a predicted model, not a curated record